Molecule: messenger RNA, 1827 nt
Organism: Magallana angulata
Lineage: Eukaryota; Metazoa; Mollusca; Bivalvia; Ostreida; Ostreidae
Exons: 4
Coding region: 40-1017 (325 amino acids)
Source: RefSeq, a predicted model, not a curated record
CAGUCGUCUAUUUAUAGCACACGUGGGCGCAGUCCGAUCAUGGCGGAGGAUGAUAUGCCGGGCUGCUCUAAAUGUCAACAAAAACAUCACCUCGCCCCCGUUCCGGAGUCCGGACAACCCCUCAUUGACCAGCCCUGCAUGUCCUGUAAGAAACUCCGGAAAACAUUCGAAGAGGUACCCGAUUGUCACAAGCGACCCUUGUUCAACAGGAGCAUAUCUUGCCCGGUGCAGGGUGCAAUCGUGUCCUAUCUACCGGAGGACGGGAAAUUACUCAACGACUUUUUGUCGGAGAGGGAAAGCGACGAUGUUAGCACCCAACCAAGUGACACUAAAAUUUCUAUCAGUGAGGAAAAAGAACCGUUACCAAGACAACCCGCAUGCCGGGCCAAGAGACAGACCAUCUUCAAUGUUUGUAUGUGUAUUUUGUUGGCUGUGCUUAUCAUCAUUUGUGUAAUCACCUUUGUCGCACACUCAGGACGUUCUACAGGAGAAGGAAACGACCGCCAUCAACCACAGGCCGCUGUGAACUCUGACCUCCCCAGGAAUGCAACAGUGGCCCCACAUGUUCUCCACCGUCACUGUUUUUCCCGAACUCUGCUCGCCUUGGAUGUUUCCAGACUAGAACAAAGAGACCCGGACAAGCCCACGAACUUCGUGCCGUUUAAGAUUAUCGCCUCGUCGGACGAGAUCGUGAGUCUGUCGGCGGACAGACGGACUGUCAUCUUUAAUAAACCUGGAGAAUACCACGUGGACGUGGAAUUUAUCAUGGACACUUAUUCCAUGGACGGUCUCCAGGACAACCGCCCCCAACAACAGAAUCUAUGCCUGAAUAUCCCCGGGAGGGCGCAGGUAUGUCGCCCCCUCAUCCUCAGCAGACACAUGAGGCUGACGCAGAGGGUCAACGCUGAAGUCAGCGUGGAUUCCGGACAAAAUCUGUCCGUGUUUGUCCAUAAUUUUAAGAUGCUAUUUCCUGAUCCGCACCUUAACACAUUGAAAAUCACGACGCGACAUUGUUGAGUACGAUAAUGACAUGCGAUUUGGUGCAAUGGACAAUCAUCUUGUAUAUAAGCCGAAUUCAUACAUCAUUAUUCUACUCGAUACAUGACACUUCUCACAACGAACAAAUUAUUUUAUCAAUAAAUCAUUGUUUUUGAUGUUACAAUACUAAGUUCGACAAUACGAUAAUUUGUUAUAUCUCUUUCGCUCAAUGGGGGGAUACCAUAUUCUCCAUGCACACGUUUAUGCUACAACGUACAACGCUCAAAUUAGAUCAAAGGGAUAAAAUGGCUGAAGACCUGGUUAAUCUCCUCCUUGCCUUCCUCUGGUGCUAUACGACUGUCCCCCACUUAGUCCCCAAGGAUUGUCGAUAUAGAUGUAUUACGUCACUGUGAUAUAGUUCAUUGUUUUGUUGUUCAUACUUGUAUGGUAUGCAGCUUUGCUGAUUUUUUUUUUAUAUAGAUUUUUACAUUGUUGAUAUUGAAUUGGACAUGUAUAUAUCAAAAUUUAGUGUUUAAGAAUUAAUUAAGUUAGCGUAAAUUGUCUUCCAGAUGAUUAGUUGUUAGAUGUUUAUUGUUGACAUAUUACCCUGGCACUAUAGAAAUACAAAUUGAUGCUGUGUCAUUUAUGACCGUUCUGUAAAAACGGGUUUGUUCGUAUAUAUGCCUGGUGCAUUGCCUAUGAAAUGGCUCACAUAUGUUAAAAAUGUAUUCUUAUAUCAUUGAUCAGUGGUUGUAUAAACAGUUGUUUAUAUAAUUUACUAAUGUUUUAAAAAAAUAAUAGUGUUGUAGAUCUACAUAUAUAUUUUGUAAUAAAAGUUAUAAAAAAAUU